Messenger RNA from Brassica oleracea var. oleracea, 1749 nucleotides. RefSeq lists its product as uncharacterized. The coding region runs from base 384 to 1583 and encodes 399 amino acids. Lineage: Eukaryota; Viridiplantae; Streptophyta; Magnoliopsida; Brassicales; Brassicaceae. The transcript is spliced from 14 exons. The record is from RefSeq and is a predicted model, not a curated record.
UCCACGUGGACAAUUAAUUAGAGGCCGUGGACUGACUACACCGUCGUCCAGUCUGGCUGCUUCGUGAGAGGCACCCUCCUUCCACGACGGUCUUAAAAGUCAACUCCUUCUCUCACGCAAUCCCCUGUCCCGCGUAACACCUGACGACAACUUCUUCCCCAUUUUCUUCUUUUUAUAUUUUUUUUCAGUCGUUUUUAUUAAAACCCGCGAAGAACAAACAUUCAUUACAUCUCUCAGAUCAGUUCAUCGAGUUUUACUUUGAAGAACACGAAGACUGUCUAAGAUUGUUUUUCUUUUACUCUUCUCUCCUGAUAGUAAAGCCUCGGAGAUUGAAGCCUCCAUUGAAAGAAAUUGUUUCUUGUGAACUUAACCAGUUUGAAGACAUGGCAAACCGAACAGAAAAUUCACUACGCUGUUCGAUUAGUAAAAAGACAAAUGGUGGCAUAAUGUUCCUAAUAGCAACUUUCGCAGGAAUAGUUAUCGGAUUUUUAUUAGGCAUAUCUUUCCCUGCUUUGUCACUGACUAAAAUGAAUUUUCCAUCAAGCAUACUUCCUAUGGUUAAUACUAUAUAUGUAGAAGUUGAGAAACAAGAGAUAUCAUCUAGAAAGAGUCCAUCAAAAGGGCCUAAGUCAAGUGAUGCAUCAUCUCAUAAGAUUUGGGUUCCAUCAAAUCCUCGAGGUGCAGAGAUGUUGCCUCCAAGUUUUGUUGAAGCUGAAUCAGAUCUAUACUUAAGAAGAUUGUGGGGAUUGCCUAAAGAUGAUUUACCGGAGGUGAAGCCUAAGUAUCUUGUUGCUUUUACCGUUGCUUAUGAACAGAGGAAAAACAUCGAUGCUUGCAUCAAGAAAUUCUCAGAUAACUUCACUGUUGUUCUGUUUCAUUACGAUGGAAGAACUUCGGAAUACGAUGAAUUUGAAUGGUCUAAACGAGCUAUACACGUUAGUGUACCUAAACAAACCAAGUGGUGGUAUGCUAAAAGGUUUCUGCAUCCUGACAUUAUAGCACCAUAUGAAUAUAUAUUCCUUUGGGAUGAAGACCUCGGCGUUGAAAACUUUGAUGCAGAAGAGUACAUCAAGAUUGUAAAGAAACACGGUCUAGAAAUUUCGCAACCCGCUGUUGAAUCAAGAAAAAAGAUCACAUGGAGGAUAACAAAGAGAAUACCAGGAAUCGAAGUUCACAAAGAAGUCGAAGGUGGGGCACCAGGCCACUGCAAGGACCCUCACUUACCUCCAUGUGCAGGGUUUAUAGAGAUUAUGGCUCCGGUUUUCUCAAGAGAUUCUUGGCGCUGCGUGUGGCAUAUGCUUCAGAAUGAUUUGGUUCAUGGUUGGGGUCUUGACUUUGCGCUAAGGAAAUGUGUCGAGCCUGCGCAUGAGAAGAUUGGUGUUGUGGAUUCUCAAUGGAUUAUUCAUCAAAAGAUUCCUUCUUUAGCAGCCCAGGGAACCUCUCAAGAUGGGAAAUCUGCGUUCCAAGGGGUAAGGGAAAGAUGUCAUAUGGAAUGGACAAUAUUUGAGAAAAGAAUGGCACGAUCAGAGAAGAAGUAUCUGAAAGAAAUUGCACCUGCGUCUUCAAACUCUACACUUAAUUAAACAACCAAAAACAGAGGAGGGACUGAAUAGAAAAACGUGUUCAGAUAACAUUCCAGGAAGAAGGCUAAAAACUAGAUUGUUGAUAUGGGGAUUAUGAUUAUAAUGAGCACAUAUCCAAAUACAUACACAAUGUAAUUAUGUAAAAGGAACUACAUAUAUUUUGUUU